Adineta steineri is the source of this 1680-nucleotide messenger RNA. Lineage: Eukaryota; Metazoa; Rotifera; Eurotatoria; Adinetida; Adinetidae. The record is from the annotation of a GenBank genome assembly.
AUGGCAACGAGUACUCAUUCAAAUCCUGUAUAUUAUUCAUUAUCAUCAAUACCACCAACAGGUCAAAAGUCAACAACACGAACAGUUGUUUUAGAGAGAGGUCCAGAACAUAAUGGUUUCGGAUUAUAUCUUGCUGAAGAUGUACCUACAGGACUUUAUGUAGUUACGGUCGAACGUAAUUCACCCGCAGCUAAUGCUAAUAUACAACCAGGUGAUCGUGUUCUAGCUGUUAAUGGACAAUUAGUAUCAUCGAUGACUGAAAAUCCGAAGGAUAUGGUUGUAAAAGCAGCAGUUAAUUCUCAAAGUUUUACACUUACAGUUCAAUCAACAGAUAUAUUUAAAACAAUUGAUAUGCCAUUAGCAAGUAGUUUUUUAGAAAAUAAUAAUAAUAAUACUAUUAAGCAUCUUUAUGAAAAUAAUCUCAAUAAACCACAACGUCCAGAAAAACGAACUAUUAAUGCUACUUUGGAUCUUGAAAGUUAUCUAAAAUCACUUUUUGCCAAUGAAAAUAUUCAAAUAUCACCAUCGGCAACUAAUAAUAAUGAAUUUCUUUUAACAUCAAAUCGACAUUCAGCAUCUUCAAAAGAUUCUCAUUCACUUCCAUCUCGUCAUUUGAAUACAGAUAAUUAUAAACAAGAAUCUCAUCGUCCUCAUCAUCAUCAUCAUCAUCGUCGUCGCCGUCAGCAUCAUCCAAAACAACCGGUUCUUGUAACAAAAGAAACUCAAACAUCAGCUAAUGAAGAUGAAGAUGAAGAUGAUAAUAUACAACAAUCAUCACAUAGUUCCGGAUUUCGACAAUAUCCAUCACACCCAACUAUGGGUACAUCACAACGUAUAUUACGUACACAUGCAUCAAAUGGAUCACCUGAAUCAAAACCUUCAUCAAGUAAAAAAAUACCACAAUUAGCUGCUAAAUUAUCAUCUCCAUCGUCAGAUGAUACAAUUCAUGAUGCAUUACAGAAAUCUCCUUCCAAAUCUCAGCAUAUGGCUGAUAUUGUUGGAGCUGCUAUAGCUGCUGAACGGAAUCGAGGAAAACCUACUUCUCAUGAUGCUAAUAUUCAUGAACAAACUUCAUCUCCUGAACCAACUCCUGUUAGUGAGCCAAAUGCUGUAUUCUCACAAGAACAAAAUCCACCUCCUCCAUACACAGAAACAGCAGAUCCAGAGAUACCAAUAAACGAUCAAGGAAAUGAUGAUGGAGAAAGUUACAAUGUACGUAAUGCUCAAGAAGAUCGAGAACCAGAACCACCAGCUGAGCCUACUUUUGUUGCAACACCAGCAGACCGUGGUGAAGGUUUACAUGAAAUACAUUUACAUCGUUCUCCAGAUUUUCAAGGUUUUGGUUUUCAUUUACAAUUCAAUAAACUUUAUUAUCUUGUUCAUCGUGUCGAAGAAGGUAGUCCAGCUGAUGUUGGUGGACUUCGUGGAAAUGAUGUUAUACUUAAAAUAAAUGAUCAAACAACAGACAAAAUGACUCAUGCCGUAUUUGUGCAAAUUGUUAAUGCGAGUACCGAAGUUGUCUUUAUUGUUCAACAUAUUGAUGCAUAUAUACGUUCUAAUCCUGUACCACCACGUAAUCCAGAAGUAGCAUCAGCGGUUUCUACAGCUAUUACUGAAGAAAAUGAGAAACGUAAAAGUGGUGGUCUCUCUAAAGCAUUGAACAAAUUAGCUAGCCGUUAA